This is a messenger RNA of Lingula anatina, 1155 nucleotides long. RefSeq names its product leucine-rich repeat-containing protein 29-like. Lineage: Eukaryota; Metazoa; Brachiopoda; Lingulata; Lingulida; Lingulidae. The record is from RefSeq and is a predicted model, not a curated record.
AACCCCCUCACCCUGCUCACCCACCUCAACCUGAACUGCUGCAGUUACGUCAAUGACAGUUUUGUGUUGGAGGCGUGCAGGGCUCUCCCUCAGCUCGUCCACCUGGAUCUGGGCUCCUGUUUCCCCUGUCAGUGAUGUUGGCGUGAAUGGGAUAGCCAAGCACCUUCCUGCCCUUCGUUUUCUGAGAUUAGCCUGGUGUAAGAAGAUGACUGAUUACGGAUUGACGGGUCUCAUCGAGGAGGUGCCCCCAGAGCACCAUGAACAUGACGCCGAGGGGCAGUGCAAAUGUACCAGGAAGGCGAACGUUUCAAAUAUCUUCAACCCACCUAAGGACCCACACACACUGGAAAACGGCCUCCUCAAGCUUUCGGUUGAGCGCACUGCUGAUAAAUUGAGAUCUGGAACUGUUACUCCUCUUUCUAACCUCAAGGCUCUUCGAUCCCUGGACAUUAGCAACUGCCCUCAGGUGACAGACACAGGGUUGGUGACUGCCAUUAAAUUCCAAGAGUUGAAGUCUCUGAAUCUUAGCUUCUGUCCCGAUCUCACUGACGCCACGCUGAAGUCCGUUGCCAAACACAACCCGAGCCUGGAGUCCGUCUGUCUCAGUCGAUGCAACCAGAUAACUGAUGCAGGCAUCAUGGGAAUUGGUGCUCGCCUACAGCGUCUCUCCUCCCUGGAGAUUUCCGGCUGCGAUAAAUUAACAGAUAUUAGUCUUCAGGCCCUGGGAAAGAAUUGUCAUCGCCUCAAGACGCUGGAUGUGUCCUACUGUAGUGGCAUGACAGUCAGUGGUGUGAGCCAGUUGGAAGCCAGGCUCAAGACUUUGGUCUCUGUGAAGAAAGCGUGUGUAGGUGCUGUAGGAGAUACUACAAGGCUGUUUUUACGCCAUUGAAAUAGUUCAUCGUGAAUUUUAAAGUAAGAUUGAGGUAAUUCUAUUUCUUUUAACCAAUUCACACUAUUUUCAUUGAAUUGAUGAUGAAUUGGAGGAAUUGGUUCACUAAAUUUCAUAUUGAAUUUCUUAAGCCAAAUUAUAUUAUCUUAUUAUAAGCAUUUGAUAAAUGAACAAAAUGGUAGUUGGAUCAGAAAAAUUUUUGUUUUGUGUUUGAUAAUUUUUAUUUAUCAUUUGAGAAAUGUUUGUUAUGCCAGUAAAAGUUUGAA